Messenger RNA from Cornus florida, 1454 nucleotides. RefSeq names its product F-box/kelch-repeat protein At3g06240-like. The record is from RefSeq and is a predicted model, not a curated record. The transcript is spliced from 2 exons. The coding region runs from base 491 to 1234 and encodes 247 amino acids. Lineage: Eukaryota; Viridiplantae; Streptophyta; Magnoliopsida; Cornales; Cornaceae.
UAGUAAAGUGGAGAGAAAUACUUGCUCUCUCUGAAGUAGUUAUUAGGGUUUCGUUUGUUCAAAUGAUGUGUUCAUCGACGUCCUCACCUGGCUACCGAUCAAAAACCUCAUCCAGUGCGCUUGUGUCUGCAAAUCAUGGUACUCUUUCCUCACAAGCCCUAAUUUUAUCAACACACACCUCAAUCGAUCAUCCAUUGUGAACAACAACCUUUUACUAGUUCGAAGCCGCUCUGUUGAUGAUGCCAACGUAGUGCAUUACUCGCUACUACGUUCUGAAAACGGAGUGUUCUCUGAUUAUGCAGAGCUUGGGCUUCCAUUGAAGAGCCACAGAAACCCUCGUUUGAGUAUAAAAGGUAUCUGCAAUGGGCUCGUAUGCCUUUCUGAUGAUUUGCACAAUUAUCAGGAGGAGCUUUAUCUAUGGAAUCCAUCGAUUCAGAACACAAUAACGCUUCCUCCAUUGCGUGUGACCUAUCAAUCACACGGUUCUUAUAUGCAUAGCAUUGGGUUCGGCUUCGAUGCCCUGACUGAUGACUACAAGGUUGUCAGAAUUGUGUAUCUCUAUGUACCCAAUGAAUUUGGGCCUCCUCCUGAGAUUGACAUUUUCAGUCUGAGCACAGGCACAUGGCGGAACAUCAGCCAUUUAGGUCUUUCACAUAUCAUCGGCGAGCGUGCUCCACAGGCUUAUCUGAACGGGACUGCACAUUGGCUUGCUUUUGAUAGGGGGAUCGAUUUCUUCAACUUGAUCGUGUCAUUCCACAUGGGUGAUGAGGUAUUUGGGGAGAUAAUGGUGCCAAGUAGCAUUGCUCAUGACAAAUGGGAGAUGGACAAUCUUCGUGUUGCUAAGUUUCGAGAAUCACUCUCUCUGAUUGUUGGUAUUUGGGGCAAAGGUGCUUGUUGCAUAUGGGUGAUGAAGGAGUAUGGCGUAUCAGAGUCAUGGACUAAACAAUUCGAUAUUGAUAUGACUGGAGGAUUAUUCAAUAAUGUAGCUGGUGAAAUUCUAUUUGGGAAAAAAGAUGGGUAUCUGGUAGCUUAUUAUCCUCAAGCAGAACAAGUAAUGCAACUUCAUAUUCGUGGAUCUAGAGAUGAAAGCUCUGGCGACUCAUUUUAUGCAGAUGCUUAUACAGAGAGCCUAGUUUUACUUGGAGCAAAACCAAAGAAGAAAGGAAAGAAGAGGGCUGUGAUCAACGUGGGAAAUCAAAAUGUGGAAGCCAGUGGAGAACUUUUGAAAGAGUAGAAGUGGCAUAGUGAACUCUUCCCCUGGUUUUUUGGUUACUUUUACUUUGCCUACAUAAAUUGUAUAUUUAUGUGGUUAAAAACUUUAUUUCGGCAAUAUUUGACUCACUCGUGAUGCUUUUGAACUUUUGCAGCAUUUGAGCUUGAUUGUCUUUAGAUGUUAUGCUGAAACUAUUUGUUAUCUGUAUUGCUUAUUUUUUAAUGCCAUUGUAUCUUCUAUA